AUGUUUGUAACUACAGAACUCUUCAAAAACAUAUCAGUUAGAGAUUUCUAUAAAUUUGUGGAUGCAGCAGAGGUGAAUAGUGAUCAUCCAAUAGCAAAGGCCAUUGUUGAUCAUGUGAAAGAUAUCUUAGAAGAUGAACAUAAUCAGUCAUUCCCAGAAGCAAAAGACUUUGUAUCUGCUUUAGGACAUGGAGUGAAAGCAAUUGUUCAAAAUAAGGAAUUAAUGCUAGAUCAUAACAUAGUUAUUUCAAUAGAAGCUGAAGAAGCACUAGCAAAAGGUGAAACUAUGGCUCAAAUUGGGAUUUUAGUAAUCAUCGGAUGGAGAAGUUGUUGGAGUUCUGGAUGUGUUUGA
Messenger RNA from Lathyrus sativus (Indian pea), 351 nucleotides. The record is from the annotation of a GenBank genome assembly. Lineage: Eukaryota; Viridiplantae; Streptophyta; Magnoliopsida; Fabales; Fabaceae.